CAGAUGUAGGAAAUCAAGAGAUCAUUCGAAAACUUGCAUCUCCAGAGAAGGAUUGUUUACGCUUAAUCCCCUUCCUGGUGUUUAGCUGCAUUAGAUAUGGCGACAGGCGGUCAGGAUUCUUGCGUUUAUGGAAGUGAUGUGGAGAAGUACACAAAAUGUCCAUGUUGUUCGAAAAAUUACAUUGACCCUUGGUUUCUACAAUGUGGUCAUACAAUGAACUUGAGAUGUAUUCGUAGGCAGCAACCAAUUGUAAAAUGCUCUGUUUGUGAUGAAACCUUUCUUCAGGCUACAAGUAGGAUUGCCAUAAAUCGGUUUGCUAAAGAUAUUUCUUUGAAGGUAGCAUAUAGGGAAAUCACCAACCUUUUGCUCACUAAUCCCGCAUGUUCUUUAAGUGAACAUACCGAUAAAGAUGCAGUAAGUUACUGUGAAAGAUGCAGUAUGAGGAUGUGUCACAAUUGCAAUCAAUUUCAUAGCAUGAAUCCCUCAACUAAAAGACACAAAACAUACGAAGUCAGUGAGAUGAUUGACAGGAAAUGCCAUGAGGAGGAUAUAAAUGUUGAUCCACAGUCACCUUGUGAAUACCACGAUCAUGAAAUCAUUAAGAAUUGGUGUUUAGACUGUAAAAUUCCAUCUUGUAAUGAAUGUUGUUCAGGACAUCAUUUAGAGUCACUUUCAAAACAUGUAAUAAGAGCCGAAAAUGAAAUUCGGAUAAUAAAAGAAAAACUCGAAAGAGGUUUAACAGCUAUACAAAUCGAUUUGGAAGUGGUAAAACAAAAUAAAAAAAUAAUAAAACAAGGAGGACACUUAAAAGGAGAAAUUGCUUCCGAAAUGGAGUGGUCCAAACAAAAAUGCAAACUUGUCAUUAAAAUAUAUGACGUCUUAUUACGGGAAGUGUCUCUGCUUCAAAAGAAGGGGAACGAAUUUCACAAGUGUUACACUCUGCCAUUUUUCUCAUUCCAAACUAAAAGAAUUCAAGAAUCGACCAACAGUAUUCCAAGUAGUAGUCGGAGUGCCAGCAUCAGAUCAUCUGCAUCAACCAACAGCGAUUCUAGCUCGUCAGCCACUUAUAGCAUGUAUAUCAAUUCGAGACUUUCUAGCUCAAUGUAUACUUCAGCCGAUAGGACGAGAAACAUGUAUGAAAAUAUGAAUGGAAUGAGUGAGAUGGACGCAUUAUAUGGUAAUGAGGAUCUCUACACUGACAUCAGUCAAAUCAAAUCAUCAAAAGUCAAUGAGUCGUCUUUAACACGGAGUAGAAGUACACAGAACAGUGAAGACAUUCAAGAAAGACUGAACUAUUUUGACACGGAAUCAAGAAUUACAGGUAUGGUUUAUGUGAAUGACAUCAUCAUAGUUGCCAGUCAUUCUGCAGGAUUUUGUACUGGUUAUGACAUCCAUGGUAAAAUCUUAUGGGAUAUAACAGAAAGAUUGAAUGGACCCUUUGAUGUAGCAGCUUAUACGUCAGACGACAGGAAAGAAUACCUUUACAUCACAGAUCCUGGAAGACGUUAUUUAUCUUCAGACGCAACAAUCCAUGUCUUCAAAUUGAGGAAAAAUGAUCGAUACAGUUUUGAGAAAAGAUUUACGAAAAAUUGUGAUAAACCGCAAGGAAUUUGUGUAGCAUCCUCAAAAGUUUAUGUUUGUGAACCAAGGAAAAAUGAAGUAAUCGAAUAUACCAUUCGCAGGAAUGGGACAGGACAAGUUCUUAAUAAAUACGGAAAAGGUGUUGUGUUUCUUAAGCAACCCUCGUAUGUUUCGGUGGAAACAGGUAGUUCCAAAAUUAGACUUUUGAUAUCCGAUAAAGAACUUGGCUUAAAAAGAGUUGUGCUCUCCGAGAGGGAAAGCAAUACAAGUGGUUGGAAAAGUCCGAAGGGUGAAUAUUUCACUCCGUCCAAACCUUGUGUUUGUAAGAACAAUGUUGUUGUAGGAAAUUCAACAGGUCAAAAAUUACAUUUUGUAAAUUUUCAGACUCGAAUGUUGAGCCACAAAGAAUAUGAAAUUGAAAAUAUUUUUCACAGUCCUGUUGCACUUGCGUUUGAAAGCAAUCAGGGAUACCUUAUAAUGGCGUGUAAAGAUGGUCAUGUUGUCAUAUAUCGCACUGUGGAUCAAGUGGAAAUGUAUGAAAUAAUUCCUGAAGUGAAAAACGAUGAUCCAGUCUAUGUAAAUCAUUAUUUUCCAAUGUAAUUAGAAACAAGCUUAAUAUAAUGUUAUCGUUAUAAAUUAAUUUGAGCUGUUUCAUAAACAAUAGAAUUAAAAAAA
Saccostrea cuccullata (small rock oyster) is the source of this 2256-nucleotide messenger RNA. RefSeq lists its product as uncharacterized. Gene Ontology annotation, molecular function: zinc ion binding. The record is from RefSeq and is a predicted model, not a curated record. The transcript is spliced from 6 exons. The coding region runs from base 97 to 2181 and encodes 694 amino acids. NCBI's taxonomy places the organism in Eukaryota, Metazoa, Mollusca, Bivalvia, Ostreida, Ostreidae.